Messenger RNA from Bufo gargarizans (Asiatic toad), 1960 nucleotides. It is a transcript of the gene MPV17, whose product is annotated as mitochondrial inner membrane protein MPV17. The coding region runs from base 89 to 622 and encodes 177 amino acids. The record is from RefSeq and is a predicted model, not a curated record. NCBI's taxonomy places the organism in Eukaryota, Metazoa, Chordata, Amphibia, Anura, Bufonidae. Gene Ontology annotation, cellular component: membrane; cytoplasm. The transcript has 8 exons.
GUCACAUCCUGUCAGGAGGAUCCAAAGUGUCACAUUGUGAGUAAUUAUCAGGCUACAUAGCCAUAAGAAUCCAUAUAUACAAGGGGUGAUGGCCUCCCUGUGGCGCAGUUACCAGCGAUUACUCUCCCUUCACCCCUGGAAGGUGCAGAUCAUUACCGCCGGGUCUUUGGUUGGGGUUGGUGAUGUGAUCUCUCAACAGCUGGUGGAAAGGAAAGGUCUCCGUGGUCACAGCUUCAAGAGGACGGUGAAGAUGAUGGGAAUAGGAUUCUGCUUUGUGGGUCCGAUAGUCGGGGGAUGGUACAAAGUCCUGGAUGGCCUUAUUCCUGGCAGCAGUAAGUCUGUGGCCGUAAAGAAGAUGCUGUUGGACCAGGGCGGCUUUGCUCCUUGCUUUCUUGGAUGCUUCCUGACCAUUGUUGGUUCACUGAAUGGACUCUCUAAAGAGGAAAUCUGGAACAAGCUGAAGCGGGAUUAUAAGGAUGCUUUAAUCGCCAACUAUUACAUAUGGCCGGCGGUGCAGAUUGCAAAUUUUUACUUCAUCCCACUGCAUUACCGGCUGGCGGUGGUGCAGGUCGUAGCCAUCAUCUGGAACUCUUACCUCUCCUGGAAGGCAAACCAGGCCUAACCCCAGAUGUCUACACUCGGGGACAGCCUCAUCUCCACUGCACGUAUAGAAUUUGACCGGAUCUGCUGGACUUCCCAUGUUGACGUCCAAUCUAAUAUAUGUGAUGUGAAGAGUAUCCGGCAACCCAACAUAUGAAGGACAUUGUUCUAGGGAUCUGUUAACUGUCUACACUCAGUGUAACUAUUGAGAUCCGUCCAUUGUCUAGAUUGUCGAUACUACCGGGAUCUGUCAAUUGUCUAGAAUCAGUAUUACUGUUGGUAGUUCCAUCAGGAUCCACCAAUUGUCUGGAUUUUCAUAACACAUUUCAUAUGCCUUAUGGAUGGAAACUUUAAAUGGUUUGUCCAGGCACACUGUCUGUAAUCUGAAAUUGGGCGUGGAGAAUGAGAUAUGGAACUCAAUGCAGGUUGCCGAGGUAACUAUCCCAUACCCAUAUUGGCAAGACUCAUGGAGUAAAAAAGUCAGGUCAACAGGUCCUCAACUUUUUAUGUUGUGAAGUAGGCACAGCACACCACUAUUAAUGGGCAUGUAGGUUAAAUUACACUUAUAGGUGCCAGCUAUCGGGAGGAGGAGGAUAGUAUGAAGCAGGUAAGUGGACUCAACAGCAGAGGGGUGUCUACAUUAAGUCACCAAAAACUUCUCAUGGUGCACAUUACAACCUUUUCGGAAGUAGGUAUCUUUUUUUUAAUUUUUUUUUAAGAUCUCUUAAAUGAACAAUGCAUUUUGGCGUACAGGACACAUUUCCCAAGUCUGAGACACCUGAGAGCUUGCCAGGAUUCUGUAGAGUGUUCUUUGUGCUCUGUCUGCAGGAUCCUGCGAGUCUCUCAGAUAUCUUUUUACAGACUCAAGAAAUGAGUUCUGUACUCCAGAACUCUUUGUUAAUUUAAGAGAUUUUAAUAAAGAAGUCAAAUCUACUUCUGAAACGGUCUUGAUUUCUGCCACAAGAUGUUUGGUGACUUGAUAUAGACCCCCCACCUACCUUUACAGUUGAGUCCACUUACCUGCUUCAUACUAUCCAACACACAGGGAGUUUCAUAGACAGGUCCUGUUAAUUUAUCAUACAUUUGAAUUAUACUUGCUGAACACUGGCCAGUUCCCAUGACACCCAGUGUAUAGUUGUGUCUCUCCACACCCAAUGUCAGAUUGUGAGAAUUUGUCUGGACAACUCCUUUAACUGAUGCAACCACUUCUCUGAAGGUCUGUCCAUGUGUGAUAUAUGGGCUCCUGUGCUGGUCCAGGCAACUGGAGUCCAAACUUCUGAUCCUGUUUUCUAGGAUCUGUCUCAGGAAAGUGCCUGGAAUUAUAUUUUAUCGCACAUGUAAUAAAAUGAUGCACAAAGUU